ACCAUCAACCUCGAGCGACCGUCAAGAUGUCCAAGAUCUCGGUCUCCCAAGUGCGCACGCAGCUUCAGGGCCUGCUCCAGGCCUCGCAGGAGAAGAAGCGUAACUUCUACGAGACCGUCGAGCUGCAGAUCGGACUCAAGAACUACGACCCGCAGCGCGACAAGCGCUUCAGCGGCACCAUCAAGCUGCCGCACGUUCCGCGCCCGCGCAUGUCGAUGUGCAUUCUUGCCGACGCCGCCGACGUCGACCGCGCCAAGCUGAUUGAGCUCGAGUUCAUGACUGUUGAGGACCUGAAGAAGCUCAACAAGAACAAGAAGCUCGUCAAGAAGCUGGCCAAGAAGUACAACGCCUUCCUGGCUUCCGAGGCCCUGAUCAAGCAGAUCCCGCGUCUGCUCGGCCCCGGUCUGUCCAAGGCCGGCAAGUUCCCCACGCCCGUCUCGCACGCCGACGACCUCGAGAAGCGCGUGACGGAGGUCAAGUCGACGAUCAAGUUCCAGCUGAAGAAGGUGCUCUGCCUCGGCGUCGCCAUCGGCAACAUCCAGAUGUCCGACGACCAGCUGCUCGCCAACGUGAUGCUGGCCAUCAACUUCCUCAUCUCGCUGCUCAAGAAGCAGUGGCAGAACAUCAAGUCUCUCCACGUGAAGAGCUCGAUGGGCAAGCCGAUCCGCCUGUACUAAGCGCGUCCUCUGCGUCUGCGGCGGGCCGCUUCUUCACUCUGCGAUGAACCGAUCAAAGCAAGGCGUGCGCACGCAUUACCCAGCGUCGACCUCGCUGUCGGCGUGAGGGGAGCUCGAAUUCAUCCUUCACCCAACCGAUUGUGGCGUGAGGCAUGGCCAGCGGGUCAUGAGAGAGCCAGGGCGCAGGACGAGAGGGUCGCGUUGAUGGAGAU
Molecule: messenger RNA, 889 nt
Organism: Tilletiopsis washingtonensis
Lineage: Eukaryota; Fungi; Basidiomycota; Exobasidiomycetes; Entylomatales
Product: ribosomal protein L1
Exons: 3
Coding region: 27-677 (216 amino acids)
Biological process (GO): translation
Cellular component (GO): large ribosomal subunit
Molecular function (GO): structural constituent of ribosome; RNA binding
Source: RefSeq, a predicted model, not a curated record